GACUUCCUCACCUUUUCCGUCAUGGAUUCGAAUCCGUUUAGAGCACAAUCUCCAUACACCCAGCCAGGUCAACAGUUCUAUAGUAACAAUCAAGGAACUCCUGCUCAACAAGUUUAUGCCUCAACAGGCAACUUUCAAGCACAACAGGGCCAGUUUAAUAGCAAUCAAGGACAGCUUGGCAAUGGGCCGGCGUACGCCGGUAAUAACUCGUAUAACCAACCUAUGACGGGAUACACUUCACCACAAACGAUGCAUACACCAUCGUCCUAUAACUCGUUCGGUGGCUCCUCCAUGCCAACUCCGUCCUCCAUUUCUAUGGGCUAUUCAUCUACAGGUUACACACAGUCCAUGCCUCAACCACAGUCAUAUGCGACCAACACUAUGCAGGCGACUCCAAAUACGAAUGGUUACUCCACUGGCAAUUAUCAAAUGCCAACUCCCCAAUCCCAAUAUGCACAACAGACUGGUUACAAUACAGGCUAUCAAUCACCAGGGCACGGCAAUCAAUAUGGUUCAGACAAUAUGAUGGGAAUGAAUACUGGCUACUAUCAACAGCCAGCUGCCAAUCCCGAUAAUUUCUUGAUACCUGACUUGGGUGUAUUCAGCAACACACCUAGCACUACGUCGAGUCAACCGCAAAGAGUACAACGAUCGCAGCAAGCAAGCGAUGGAAAAGUACGAAAAGUGACCUGUCCAGUGUGCAAGCAGGAAGUUGAAGGAGAUGAGCCGGCUAUAAAUCAUCAUGUUAAUAACCAUUUGGACGACGCAGCGGCCGAGGAAUACAAGAGACAGCAAUCUCAACCUAGGUUGAGUGAUGCGCAACUUGCGCGAAAGCUGUAUGUAGACGAAGCGAACACCCGCUAUCGAUACUAAGGGAAGGGAAGAGGUUGGUUGUAUAUAAGCAUCAUGAAAUAAAACAAUUUAUACAAUAUUAUA
This is a messenger RNA of Umbelopsis ramanniana AG, 936 nucleotides long. RefSeq lists its product as uncharacterized. The coding region runs from base 22 to 873 and encodes 283 amino acids. The transcript has a single exon. The record is from RefSeq and is a predicted model, not a curated record. NCBI's taxonomy places the organism in Eukaryota, Fungi, Mucoromycota, Umbelopsidomycetes, Umbelopsidales, Umbelopsidaceae.